This is a messenger RNA of Pectinophora gossypiella (pink bollworm), 854 nucleotides long. RefSeq lists its product as uncharacterized. The transcript has 4 exons. The record is from RefSeq and is a predicted model, not a curated record. Bases 183 to 713 code for a protein of 176 amino acids. NCBI's taxonomy places the organism in Eukaryota, Metazoa, Arthropoda, Insecta, Lepidoptera, Gelechiidae.
GGGGAUCGCCAGCAGGCGUGCACCAGUCGUGUUUAUAAUCUACGCCAGUCGCCUUGGGACGUUGUACCGAAAACAUUAUUAUAUCGCUCUCUCUAGUUUAUUAUUUACUUUGUUCCGUUUUGAUACGCAAAACAUUAAAGAGAUUGUUUAAGAAGUGAAAUAAAAAAGUGAACAAUUACAAAAUGCAAAGAGAAGGAUUCAAUUGUUCAUGGAAUCUGGAAACUGGGACUUUUAUUUUUGCUGUAACUAAUGCUAUUGUAUCAAGCCUUGGAUUCAUUGCGAGCGCGGCGUUUACGAUAUAUGCAAUAUAUAUACAAAUAUAUGACCUAAAUCAUCCCGAUGAUGAGCAUAAUUAUCAUUAUGGUGCCUUUACAUCAGGAUCUAUGGUGAUGACGACCACUGGUAUAGGAAUAUCAGUCGCAUUCGCCGUUAUACUUUGCAUAGGAAUUUGCCAGAGAAAAGCUGAGUACGUGAAGUGGUACUUCGUAUAUGGCGUCGCAGUGAUCGCAAUCGCCCUAGGAACUGUACUUGCUCUGGUCAUGUUUAUAAUUGACUUCUACGGAGACGAAGUCAUGAUAUAUUCUUGCAUCGCCCUGAGCAUAUCGUCUUUACUCUUCGCCCUGAUCUUGUUAAUGAUUCGCGCGACGUACAAGAAGUUUGAACGUGAAAUAGAGUCGACAAAUCACUACGGUCAACUGCUGACGGACAAAUAAUUACCAUUUAGAAUUGUACCUUAGAUAUAUUUUUUUAUAAUCUAACAAGAAACAUUUCCAAUUAUUUUACAAAAGUACUUAAUAAGAAAGAAAACAAAUAUUUAUAAAUAGUUUUAUUAACUCAGAGUAUACUAUAAUAAA